Molecule: messenger RNA, 1728 nt
Organism: Cricetulus griseus (Chinese hamster)
Lineage: Eukaryota; Metazoa; Chordata; Mammalia; Rodentia; Cricetidae
Source: RefSeq, a predicted model, not a curated record
UGCCAGCCAAUCAGGAGAACUCUUUCCUUUAUCCUGCCUGUUGCUGCCACUGUGGGGCAAGGUCACAGCAUCUACAGAAAUCAGAGACUUCUUAAAUGUUCAGCCAGGAAGGCUGAUGAGUGCUUUUCAAGGGCCCUUUUCUGAAUUAUGAAUAAGCAGAAUACUGCUAUUCUUAGAUUCUCUCUGCUUCUGUCAAAAAUGAAGCCAAAGUGGGAGGAAGCCCUCUUCUACAUGGUUGUGGCCAGCUGCCUCAGUGUGGCUAAUACCUACAUCAUCAUUUUCAACACUGUUUUUGUAGAAAUGGGCUAUUAACACUCUCCUGAAGCACCAGUGGCCAGCCUGUCCACCUUUGUAGCCAUGCUCUUCAACUCAAUCAUUAACAUAGCCUGCAUGCUCGUGGGAGUAUACUGGUUACAAAGAAAUGCCAGUACCCCUAGAUGCUCCAUGGAGCAGCAGAGAGCUCAUUACCUUAAGGAUGUCUUUGCUAGCAUGGCUGUCAUCUAUGGCCCUUUUCAGUGGCUGUGGGUCUGGACCCAGGCAUACCCCACUGUCAUGCUGUUCCUCACUUUGCACAUUUUUACAUGGCUAGUGACUUAGUGCUUCUCCCUAUACAGAGGAUGGAAGCCCUGGUUAUUGCUCUGUUUUGAAUGUGUGUCCCUAUCAAGUUACAACCUUGCCCUUUGUCCACAGGAGUUUGAGGCAGCACUGGCUGCUCAUGUGGUAGCAGGUGUUAGAGAGGCCCUGUACAGCCAUAGACAGUACAGUAGUAUCUUCAUAGCCACCUAGUUAGCUUUGGGCCUGCUGUCAUCCCUGGGCUUUGUGGUCCUCAAGAUGUGUGAACAUCCGCUUUCACAAUAGCAUCUAGUCCUGCACCCCACAGGCCACCUCUGGUCUAAGGUCUAUAAUGUUCUCUAUUUCCACUUUGCAUUUUUGUUUCAGAUAAAUUUAAACACUUGCCCAAGACCACAUCCAAAGGAGAAAAUGUCCUAAAGUGAGGAUAAAAACAACCAUCUUGAGGAAUUUAAAGACCUUUACACGAAUAAGCAUCCAAAGAAAAAGGGAGAACUACUCAGAAAAAAUUACCUAGACAAGGAAUAAUCUGACCUAAUGUAAUCUUUGAAGUCUCUGAACAGAAAGUGGAACCCAACAGAUGAUAAUUCCACCAGGACUAUGACAACACCAUUAAACUGAACAACAGCAACUAAAGAUCUGCUUUGGACUACAAACUGCUCAGCAUAAUUUCAAGGUGGCUAGUGGAGAUGAUCAGGCUUUACAGCUACUCUAGCCAGGACUUGAGACAAGCCUUGCACUUUCCCAAUACAUGUAGACUGAACAACAAAUGAUACAGCCACCUGUCCCAGGACUUGACAAUUAAUCCAAAUUUUUCUUUUCAGGAGCCCCUAAAGAUGCCAUCACCCCUACACAGCAGGAAGUAAAUUUAAGAAUAUGAUACCCACAUUUCCAAGAGGUGGGGGUCAGUGAUUUUUUGAUCAUUCAGUGGGUUAUGGAUUUUUGUCAUUGUUUAGGGAGAUUGGUUACAAGUUGUUAUUGGUAAUUGUCAGGAAAAAAGCUAAACAAUGGAGCUUAGAUUCAGGGUUUUUGCUCUGAAAAGAAAAAAGGGGGCACACAUAUAAUAGGAUAAAAAGGGUAGAUUAUUGAAUCUACUCUCAAAAAAAAGGGAAGAUAUAGAUAUGAUAAGAUUGAAUCUACUUUUUUUUUGUUUUUCGA